UGCUGCUCUUGCGGAACAGGGUGUCAGCGUCUUUUCUGCGGCUGGAGCAGCUAGAUUUAAACCAAAAUUAUAGGUUAACAAUCAUACAUUUAUCCUCAUAUGCAAUAAUAACCUCUUGAAUGUAUUGGGGAUGUCUGUGACUGACUGGUACGCGCAUAAGUCGCUGGAAAAUGGCGUGUUUUGGAUCCAGGAGCGUUUUUAUGAAUCGGGGAACAGGGCGAAUAUCUGGCUCAUACGCGGGUCCCAUCAGGACGUCGUCAUAGAUACCGGACUGGGUUUACGGAGUCUGCCUGAAUACAUCUACAGUAAAGGGCUGCUCGGGGACGAUUCGAAGCGCAAGAACCCCCUGUUAGCCAUCGGCACGCAUGUGCAUUUUGAUCAUUCGGGCGGGCUGCAUCAGUUUCAACAGGUGGGCGUGCACAAGGCGGAGGUGGAUGCCCUGGCUAACGGUGACAACUUUGAGACCGUGACAUGGUUAUCUGACCGCGAGAUCGUGGAGGAUCCAGCGCCUGGAUGGCGAGCAAGACAGUAUAGAGUGACGGCUGUUACGCCAACCCAUAUAUUACAAGAAGGCGACGUUAUCAACCUUGGGGACCGGCAACUUUCUGUUCUCCACAUGCCGGGCCAUUCCAGAGGAAGCAUUUGUCUCCAUGACAAGGAGAACAAGAUGCUGUUCAGUGGAGACGUGGUCUAUGAUGGUUCCAUGAUUGAUUGGCUUCCCUACAGCAGGAUCAGCGACUACAUCCGUAGCUGCGAAAGGCUGGUAGAGAUGGUCGAUAAAGAUGAGAUUGACCUGGUCAUGCCUGGCCAUUUUAACACUUUCGGGAGCAAACGGCUACACCGGUUAGCCUCCAACUACAUGGCUAGUGCCGGCGCCUGCCACAGAGCCUCCACCUGCGUGGUGAAGUCUAUCGCCAGCCUGGCACUUCGAGCCUCCAACUCAAGAAGUGCCUGCUAAUAGUUAUGAUUCAGACUACUAUGCAACAACAUAUGUCAUUGAAGACCUCAAUAUAGAGCAUAGUGAAAACACUGA
Molecule: messenger RNA, 1033 nt
Organism: Rhinichthys klamathensis goyatoka
Lineage: Eukaryota; Metazoa; Chordata; Actinopteri; Cypriniformes; Leuciscidae
Gene: mblac2
Product: metallo-beta-lactamase domain containing 2
Exons: 2
Coding region: 131-958 (275 amino acids)
Source: RefSeq, a predicted model, not a curated record